Bacillus rossius redtenbacheri is the source of this 1004-nucleotide messenger RNA. Its product is annotated as phosphoglycerate mutase 1-like. NCBI's taxonomy places the organism in Eukaryota, Metazoa, Arthropoda, Insecta, Phasmatodea, Bacillidae. Bases 33 to 905 code for a protein of 290 amino acids. Gene Ontology annotation, biological process: glycolytic process. The record is from RefSeq and is a predicted model, not a curated record. The transcript has 3 exons. Gene Ontology annotation, molecular function: intramolecular phosphotransferase activity.
GCCGAUUUGUUGCAAACAAACGCCAGACAUUCAUGGACGGUGCUCGCAUUUCUUCUACUGAGAAUUAUUUCAAUUCGAAGUUCUCUGUGGGUUCGAGUUCGAGCGAGGUUUUGGACGGAAGCUCGUCGGGUAUGGAGACGUACACCGUCGUCAUGAUGCGUCACGGGAGCAGUGAGUUGAACGACCAGAACGUAUUCGCGAGCUGGUUCGACACGAAGCUAAGCCAGGAUGGUAAAAAGGACGCGAGGCGCGCCGGCAGGCUGCUGAAGGAGGCGGGCCUGCAGUUCGACGUGGCCUUCACGUCGGUGCUGUCUCGCGCCCGCGACUCGCUGGCCGCCGUGCUGGAGGAGCUGGGCCAGCCGCGCCUGCCGGUGCUCGCCUCCUGGCGGCUCAACGAGCGCCACUACGGCGCGCUCAUCGGCCGCAACCGCGACGACGCGGCCGCCGAGUUCGGCGAGGAGCAGGUGCAGGUCUGGCGGCGCAGCUACACGGCUACCCCGCCGCCGAUGACUCCCGACCACCCCUUCCACGACGCCGUCGUCUGCAACCCCAUCUACGCGGCGGGGCCGAGCCCGGGGGAGUUCCCCUCGGCCGAGUCCCUGGAGGCGACCGUGGCGCGCACCCUGCCGUACUGGAAGGACACCAUCCUGCCGCGGGUCCUGGCGGGCCAGCGCGUGCUCGUGUGCGCGCACGGCAACAGCCUGCGCGGCCUGGCCAAGCACCUGGGGGGCCUCACCGACGAGCAGGUCGUCUCGCUGGACGUCCCCACGGCGGAGCCCUUCGCGUACGAGCUGGACGCCGGGGGAAGGGCCGUCGGGCCCUUGAGGUUCCUCGCCGAAGAGGAGAAGGUGAUGGCGGCGCGGUCCGCCAUCAGCGACUUGAUCAAGGCGGCGGUCCCCGAGUGACCCCCUAACUGGAGCGCUCCUGUCGGACACUGGUCUUCUGCUUUCAGUCACGUGUACAGUCCUGCAAUAAACGAGAACAAUAAAACCUCACAACGCUCU